CUUUCGUCUUUCCCUGCAGUCAUUGGCUGGGCUACAGGUGACGUCAUUGGGUUGCUGUCGCUACCGGAGGAAGAAAGUGUCCGCUAGAGACCAGUGUGUGCGAUUUAGCGGACAUGGCGGACUCCGUCCCUAACAACGCUCCUCAGGCAGGAGCAGUGCAAUUCCUGAUGGCCAAUAAACUGGACUCGGCCAUGUGGCUGUCUCGGUGGUUCACAGUAUACUGUUCGGCUUUAUUUAUUCUUCCGAUUUUAGGCUUGCAUGAAGCUGCCAGUUUUUAUCAGCGUGCCUUGCUGGCCAAUGCUCUCACCAGUGCCCUGCGGUUACACCAGAGGUUACCACACUUCCAGCUGAGUCGGGCAUUUCUGAGCCAGGCCCUGUUAGAGGACAGCUGCCACUACCUAUUGUAUUCACUCAUCUUUGUCAACUCCUACCCCGUCACCAUGAGCAUAUUCCCUGUUCUCCUGUUUUCUUUGCUUCACGCAUCAACAUAUACCAAGAAGGUCCUGGAUGCCAAGGGUGCCAACAGUAUGCCAUUUGUCAGAUCCUUGCUGGACAAACUGAACGCAAAUCAGCAAAAUAUUCUGAAGUUUAUCGCUUGUAAUGAGAUCUUCUUAAUGCCAGCUACAGUCUUCAUGCUGCUUAGUGGACAGGGAAGUUUGUUGCAGCCUUUUAUUUACUACAGAUUCCUGACGCUGCGUUAUACCUCAAGAAGAAAUCCCUACUGCCGGACUUUGUUCACAGAGCUGAGGAUUAUCCUGGAGCACCUUGUAAUGAAACCAGCAUGUCCAGACUUUGUCAGAAGAUUGUGUCUCAGCAGCAUUGCCUUUAUAAGCCGACUAGCACCAACCGUUGCAUAAGUUAUUCUUAAUUAAAUUAUACAAUAUGUAUGUAAAUGAGCAUUAGCAGCUGGUAUUUCUGCUCUCUGUACGAUAUCCAGAUGGUUUACAAUGACGAUGAUGGCGUCCACACGAGCAAUGCUGAAUUCUCUUCUGCCUUUUUAUACAUCACUUUUACGAUUUCUUAGAGUGAUCCCUGUGACAUGUUCCCCACAGGUGAAUGUAAGCCUGGCUGCUAUACCCUUUCACGUGAACCUAGUUUGUACAUACUUGUACAAGUACUGUCAGGAACAUCCUUUCCCAUGAUCGCCUUAGAAAUUUGCAGCAUGUUGUUGUUUUUUUUUUUUUUUUUUUUUUUUUUUUUUUUUUUAAAUAUGUAAGCUGCAAAAAAUGCACAAGGUUCGUCUGAGAAUAAACUUAUUUGUGAUAUCUAAAUGUUCUAGUUUCAGCUUUUCGGGAACAGAGUAGUUUGACUGUACAAAUUUAUCAUGGAUCUGUUCUAUUUCUCUCUGGUUAUAUAAUCUCCUUUGUAUGAAGAUUACAAUUAAAAUGUACAUAGGAUAAGCAAAUUUAAACAGUGAUUUUAGAACAUUUUUGAGGUCAGUAGGUUCUGAAAAUUUCCAACUCAAGUGUUUUUUUUUUUUUUUUUCCCCUUUUUUAAAGUGUACACAUUCAAAAGAUGCAAUAAAAUACCUACACCGA
Molecule: messenger RNA, 1538 nt
Organism: Hyla sarda
Lineage: Eukaryota; Metazoa; Chordata; Amphibia; Anura; Hylidae
Gene: TMEM33
Product: transmembrane protein 33
Exons: 8
Coding region: 114-857 (247 amino acids)
Biological process (GO): membrane organization; endoplasmic reticulum tubular network organization
Cellular component (GO): endoplasmic reticulum; membrane
Source: RefSeq, a predicted model, not a curated record